Molecule: messenger RNA, 3481 nt
Organism: Zeugodacus cucurbitae (melon fly)
Lineage: Eukaryota; Metazoa; Arthropoda; Insecta; Diptera; Tephritidae
Exons: 4
Coding region: 180-1853 (557 amino acids)
Biological process (GO): regulation of transcription by RNA polymerase II
Cellular component (GO): nucleus; transcription regulator complex
Molecular function (GO): DNA binding
Source: RefSeq, a predicted model, not a curated record
AAGUUUCCAAUUGCAUUUAUUUGUUAUUGCCAUAUUUUCGUUUCCUUUUAUCAUUGUUUUCGCAUAAUUUGCCGGAUUUGAAGCGUACCUCUUGGCAUUAUUUAUUUUUAUUGCGAAGUAAAUAUCGAAUUCCAAUUGCUUACUUAACGGAAAAUUAUAUUUAUUAUUAUUUUAAAGUGAUGGCGAAUGAUUAUUAUGCAAACGUAACUGGCACGCCUUCCUGUUCAUCAUCACGCUGGCUCACUGAAGAGGUUUUCAAACUGAUCGAUAUGGUGCAACACGAUGAAGCCAUUUAUAACCCGCGCCACAAAUACUACUUUUGUCGGCCAUAUGUAGAGAAUUUCUGGCGUGAAGUUGAUCAAAAACUCGAGAAGAAUCCUGGAGCCAGUCUUGCAAAAUGGACUAAUUUGCGUAUAUCCUUUCGACGCGAAUAUACAAAUUAUCUGGAAGAAAAGGUGCCGCCAUGCUGGACUUAUUUUGAUCGCAUGUUUUUUCUGCAUCCUUAUCUAAGAAAAAAACAUUCACAACCCAAAUCAUUGGACUCACAAGUACAAGACGCAUUAGUACGUAUCAGCUCUUUAUCAGAUCGUUUACAACGUGAACGUACAGCAGCAGUGGCCGCAAAUGCCGCAGCUGCUCUUAGCGGUAGUAACGUGACAAGCGAUGUACACUCUUCACUAUUACAUACGCAACAAUCGCAUCAGCAACCAAUUGAUAAUUAUUUAGAAUACUUUGAUGAUGCCGAACCGAAUAAUUCCGACGAUUUGGAAGAUGUUAUAGAUGAUGAGCAACGUACACGCUUUCGUCAUGCAGAUCCCCAUAUACAUACACUCAAUAAUGAUAUAAAAUCUGAAUGCGAUGAUGUUAAAUCGGAUGUUGAUGAUUAUGAGCCAGAAAUCGCCGUACGACAUGAAGAAGAAGAUAAUGAACUUGAAGAAAUGGAAAUGCGUAAUUUUAUGAUGGAUUCAUACGCCAGUAGUAGCACCGCUAUACCAUUAGAAGAUCGGCGUGCACAAUUACGCAUGCAGCAGUUUAUGCGUUUGCAAACACGCUCGUACCAAGAUGAGUUUCGUAUCAAGCGUCCUCGCUCGCAGGAUAGCAUAAGUAGCACACAUGCGAUUAGUAGCGGUGCUGGUGGCAGCGCAAAUAUACCUACUACCGGUAGUAGUAGUUUACAUACUAAUCCACAUCCCAGUGCUCCUCCUAUACCUGUUAGUGCAGGUGGACAUACACGCAUGCAUAGCUCUACAGCCAGCACAGCAACAGCACAUACAAAUGUGUCCUUAGUACGACCAACCCUAGCCAAACCUAUGGAAUUAGUUAGCACUACCACAAGCAAUGCUGGCCCUGUUGGACUCAGUGUUGGCGCUGGCGUUAGUACAGGCAAUACACUGACAAAUAAUCCAAAUAACGAUGCAGAUGUGAAUGCCAGUAGCACAUCAAGUAUAAGUAACCAGUUGCCAACAACUUCGUCCGCAAUAAGUCACCAGCAUCAGCGGCACUCAAGUGCUAGUCAUCACAAUCACAAUUAUAGUCAUCAUAGUGCUGGCGGCAGCGCUAAUGCGCAUCAUCGUCUAGAAAUUGCAUCAAUAUCGUCGGGUACUGUUGGUGCUGGCUUGAGUACCAGCGGUGUUGCAAAUGCAAACGUGUCGGUGUCCACAUUAAUGAAUGCCACUAAUUCCGCCACGAGUGCGCCGCAGUCACAUGUGGAGUUGUGUGAUUGCAAAACCGAUCCGGAUGCUAUGUUCCUUAUGAGUUUGCUGCCUGAUAUACAAAAAUUAAACGGGCGUGAUCGUGGAAAAAUUAAAAUCGCAUUUCAAAACAUACUGCAGGAUUACCUGUAUCCUGAUUAGGAGAGCCUACUCGCAGGCAGUUGCUGUUAAAACGUGGAAAAUCUUUCUGAAGUUACUUUCAACGAAAGAUGAUUGAUUUUGUGUGUGAAGUGUAAUAAUUUGCAAAAGAAUAUUGUUGAAAAAGCGCUGAAAAAUUGUAUGCACUUACAAGUGUUUAACUGGAUUGCUGGCAUAACCGGUAAAUUUUACAAGUGUAAGCUUAUCCUAGUUAUUGUUAUAUUAAGUUAGGCACUACGUUUAGUGUUUUAUCAACAGUCCUUCAAAUUACUUAUAUAUGUGGCACACAUAAUUCACCUUAAAUAUUCGGUAGUUUAAUAACUUAAAAUAUUAUCGAAAAUGUGAUGCUUGAUUAAAUCUUAGUGAAUAUGUAAACCCUGCAGUAAAUAAUUAGGCAAUUCACAAAGUCUGUUAAAGUGGAAUAUUUUCAACAAUUUUUUUUUUUUUUUAAUAUUGCGAAUAACUUACAAUAGUAUUGUAAUACUUAUUCAGGCAAUCAGUUAAGUGCUUAUUUUAUUGUUAUAUUUGCAUAAAAAAACAUAAAUAAGCUACUUUGUGAAUUGUCUACUUGAGAGACCUUAAGUUAAAUAAUAGCUUUUUUGUAUAAUACAUUUCAUACUUUUAGCCAUUGCAGCUACAUAUAUGCAAUGACAUAUGAAGAUAUAUUAUUUUUUUACUUGAAAUCUAUUUAUUCAUUUUAUAUACGUAUAUAUUUUUUUCUAUAAUUUUAAUUACAAGAAAUAACUGUUAUAAUCUUUGUGGAUAUAUAUUUUAUAGUGCAACAGUUGAUUCCUUAUUUCUGUUUCCGAUUUUUGAUAAUUUUUUUCCAUUUUAAUUUUACAAAAAUGUAAAACAAACAGAACUGCAGACGUGAGAACGCAGAUACGCUGAUUAAGUGUGCGAAUUUCAUAUUUAAGUCGCGUUCGAACGUUUUUAAAAAUAUUCCGCUAAUUUCAAAGAGAGAAACCCAGUUGGUUUGGAUGGUUAAAUUGAAUUUUUUUUACAAUUUAUUUUUUAAAUAUUCAGCCUUAUUGUAAACUUCAUGUGAACAGCAUUCCCAAUGAAAAUAACUCACACAUUUUUGUUUUUCGUAUCAAGAACUUCACAUGUGAAAAUCCUCACAUCUUGGAAAAUUUUCAUGUUAUAUAAUAUUACGUUCAUUGGUUCUUUCUAUAAUAUUACGUGCGCAUGUAUGAACUUGAUUAAAUUUGCUUUCUGAGGAACCUUCUACCGCGGAACGGGUGGAUAUCCAGCAUAUCCUAUGAAAAAAUAAAAUUUACAAACUGAUUGAAAGAUUUUAUUAAUAAUGUACCUAGCAACCAAACGUUUCUGGUACCUCGCGUAUAAUCCUGCUCCAUUGAAAUCCUGGACUUGUGUUCCAGGGUGUGUAGCAUCAACAAAAAAAUUUAAACUAAUUGCUCGCUUCUCUUCUGUAGUAGGCCAUUUUAUCCAUUGAUUACAGAGGCACGACUCAAAUACAUCCAGUACUUCAGAAAGGAUUUGACUGAAGCUUGUCUGGGACGCCUUUUUGAUAGGCACCUUCACCAAAACAUCGCAAGCAAGCUGAAAGCUUUACGACGCUGUCUAUUGCGAAACGUUUCCUCACCACUGGUAACCCAUUGUGCAACACA